This is a messenger RNA of Plectropomus leopardus (leopard coralgrouper), 3886 nucleotides long. It is a transcript of the gene slc22a17, whose product is annotated as solute carrier family 22 member 17. Lineage: Eukaryota; Metazoa; Chordata; Actinopteri; Perciformes; Serranidae. The record is from RefSeq and is a predicted model, not a curated record. Gene Ontology annotation, molecular function: transmembrane transporter activity. Gene Ontology annotation, biological process: transmembrane transport. Gene Ontology annotation, cellular component: membrane.
UCUUAUUAAAUUGCUCAUUCCAAAUUUUUUUCCCUAUGGUUUCAAAGAGUGAAAGAUUUAGUCUGCUCCAUGUCUGCAUUAUAAAAAUAAUGCUGUGCACUUCUUCUCUUCCACAGAGCUCUCCCACGUCUCUUCCCCUCUCCCCACCAUCACGACAGCGUCCCCACAUACCCACCUUUAACCCCAACUAAUGAUGACAUCCCCAGACUCUCCCCCUCUGGUCUCCCCUUCCCCAUGCCCUGCUCCCCCUCCAUCCCUCCCCUCCUCCCCCGUUCCCUCCUCCCCAGCCCCUUCUUCUUCCUCCCUCCCCGCUCCACCUUCACUUCCUCCCACAGGAGAGGUGAUGGUGCUGGCUCUGGGCAGGAAGAAGCAGAGGGUGCUGAUCGCCCUCUCCAUCCUCCCCAACCUCUUCCUGGCCUUCCUUCUCUCUUCCGACCCCCUCAUCACCCUCUCCCCGCCCCACCACUGCCACCUGCCGGGGCCCUUACCAUCACCUGAGGUGCUGAACGCCUCCCUGCCCUGGGAGAAGGGGGAGAGGCCUUGGGACAGCGGAGGCUUGUCCCAGUGUAAGCAGUAUGUCAACGGCAGCCAGUCUGCAGUGGUGGACUGCGAGGCCGGCUGGGACUACAACGUGACGGAGGGGCUGAGGAACAACAUCGUUACUGAGUGGGAUCUGGUGUGUGGUCAGUACUGGCUGGUCCCAGUGGAGGAGGUGUGUUUCAUCCUGGGAGUCCUGACUGGCUGUCUGGGCCUGGGCUAUGCUGCUGACAGGCUCGGCAGGUCAAAGACUUUGCUCACCUCUCUGACCCUCUCCGUGGUGUUUGGUGUGCUGGUGUGUGUCUCUCCGUACCCCUCUAUCUUCAUCGUCAUGCGUUUCUGUUUGGCGGCGGCUAGUGCGGGAGUCUACCUCACUCUGUACAUCACUCGUCUGGAGCUGUGUGAACCGUCUCUGAGGCUGGUGGUGACCAUGCUGGCCGGGCUGAUGACUGUAGCUGGAGAGCUCCUGCUGCUCGCCAUCGCCUUGGGCUGCCAGUCGUGGAGGGGCUUGCUGGGAGCUGGCGCUGCACCGCUAACACUCUUUCUCAGUUACGGCAUUCCUGGGGUGUUUCCAGAGUCUCCUCGCUGGCUGCUUCUGUCAGAGAGAUCUGCGGACAUGAACUCUUUUACUGAGAGAAGAAACUCCAACAGAGAUGUGAGAGACGACGAGAGCUUCACAGAGCUGGACUCAGAGCCAGCCCCCUCUUCACGCCCCCACCUGUCCUUCCCUGAGCUCUUCCACAGCAGGAACAUCUGGAAGAACAUGUGUGUGCUCGGCUUCACCUCAUUCAUCUCUCACGGCAUCAGUCACUGCUACAGCUCUUUCCGAGGUGAUGUCAGAGGCACGGCCCCCAGCUUCUACUGGACGUACCUGCUGUUAGUGUGCACGGGGGGCGGUGCCUGGCUGUUGCUCUGGGCGACCGUAGACAGGUGCGGCCGCCGUGGCAUCCUGCUCCUCUCCAUGACGAUGACGGGACUGGCCUCUUUGAUCCUCCUGGGACUCAUGGAGUAUCUCAGUGAGACGGCCAUCACAGUUUUCUCAGUGCUGGGUCUCUUCUCCUCCCAGGCCACCGCCUCCCUCUGCAUCCUCUUCACUGCAGAGAUCAUGCCCACCAUCAUCAGGGGCAGUGGUGUGGGCGCAGUGCUGGCCCUGGGCUGCGUGGGCCGCCUCAGCUCCCCGCUCAUGGACCUGAGGAACCACUACGGUUACUUCCUGCACCACGUGGUCUACUCCUCUCUGGCCCUGCUGGCCGUGCUGUCAAUCCUGCUGCUGCCCGAGAGCAAGAGGAAGCCGCUGCCCCAGACGCUGGCCGACGGGGAGCAGUACAGGCGCCCCCCGCUGGGCAGGAGGAGGCGGGACAAUGUGCCGUUGCUAGCCACGCCCAACCCAGAGACCUAAAAGUCCCCUGAGAGAGUCGGAUGGACUGUGCUCAAAUCACUUUGCAGCCAGAACAUUUACAUCCAUCAUGUUCAUGCAGGGAGGAGAGAGACGCAGCAAUAUGGAGACAAGGGCUGCACGGAUGAUUGUGGACAGAAAAUGAUGGACGGUGAAAAACGUGGCCAGACACUCGAAGCUUCAUAACAUAUCAUCCUCUAGUCAUUCCAAACGCAGGCGGUUGGGUCGAGCUAUCAUUUUUCUCCACCAUCCUCUACUUCCUGCCAUUCAGUUGUGUGUAGAUGUGGCACACAACGCUCACAGACACGCCUUCAUCUCCAUCUCCUCCUGACCAGACGGCAGGCGAUCCCCCGCCAUGUAACACACCAGCAUACACUGCUGCACGCCGUCCGCCCGUGCGUCUGUCGUAGAGAUGUUAGCUGCUUAGUACUGACACUCCAGACGAGACGUGGCUCAGAGAGUAGUUGCAAAUUAUUCCUAGCAUUUGUCUAACCUGCAUAGAGCAGUUUUUUGUCGUGUUUGCUGUGUACGACAACACUAGAAGUGCUCCAAGGUGUGCAAAAAGUCAGCUUUGAAUACCUUUCUGUGACACUCGUGAUGAAACUCCCACUCCAAACAGGGAAGGACCACAGCGCUCGAUCACACGUGAGACUCAAUGGAGUGUGGGUGCCUUGUAAAUACACUAGACUUAGUUUCUUUAACUUUUUUUGGGGCAUCUGAGUUUUGCUAAAGCAGACCCUGUGGCUGGAAACUGUACGGUACAGUUACGCUAUGCAGUGGAGAAGCGGUGCAGAGCACUUUGAAUCAUUCUUUUUAAAGAUGAUGGUUAACUUGACCAAAAUCCUCAAAUUUAACGGAGAGUUUUAUGAGCCUAAAUUAUAAACAACAGAAUCAGAGGAUAAAACAAAACAUAAAAAAAGGCCUUCAAACAGAAAUGUGUUCAAACUGUUUAAAUCCAGUGACUGAAUCUGGCCUGGAGCCAGCACUAUUUAUGUCUUAUUUAUGUCGUUAUUAAGCAUAAUCAGUUAAUUAUCCAGAGGCCUAGAAUUUUUUAAGCUAAAUUGAGGUGACUCUGGAAUAACAGUGAAGCUGUAAACUGUCACAACAUUCCUAUCUGCAUGUUUGGAAGCACUGAAGGGCUUGUUUUUUCUGUAUUUCCUCAGAAGCUUAUAGUUACUCAAUACCUCUCUAGAUGACCAGUCUCAGCUGUAAGAGAAUAGACGGGUACGAACAAACUACAGUAGAAUUUUAAACAGUGACUUGUAUAACCAGGCACAUAUAUUUUUUGUCUACACUUACAUGUGAAAGUUUUGAAAGAGGUCAUCUUGUACUUUGCCUGAAUGUUUAUCGAUGCUGGAGAAAAGGGCCCGGUGAUUAUGCUCCAUGAGGUUGGAACGGGAGCUGAAGAGGGCCCCAGAGCUCCAAAUUAACCCCCGACUUCCUCAACCACGCACCGAGGAUGUUUUUCUCUUCAUUGCUUCUUUAUUUUGAGCGUACUGGCUGAUGCCGUGUUGCAUAUGGUUAAAUCAUGAUGGAGAAUUAGCAAAGCAUGUUGUUUUCAGUGUAAAAAAAAAAAAAAAUCCCAGUGUAUUUUUGUGUGCUUGGGGAAUUACUCAAGUUUUCGUGGGUGCGUAAUAUUAAGAGGAAGUGGGAGGUGUUUAAUUUGGACUCUGACGUCGAGGAUUCACUAAAGAAUUUACGGACUCUCGCUUUUGUUGACAGGUUUUCCUCCGUCAGCCUUUGGAAGGUUUUUUCCUCUGUAUGUUGCACUCAACAAGUCCUAACACUUGUACACUGAUAAUUAUUAUCACUAUGAUUAACUUGACUCGAGUAGUAUUAUGUCUGACAACACUGAUGAUCUGUUCAAAUAUGAGUGUGAUGCAGUUAACUCUAUAGCCUGAUUUACUGUCAAAUAAAACUGGUUAAAUAAACAGGACAUGAGCAUUUUUUGAA